Rubroshorea leprosula is the source of this 2107-nucleotide messenger RNA. The record is from the annotation of a GenBank genome assembly. Lineage: Eukaryota; Viridiplantae; Streptophyta; Magnoliopsida; Malvales; Dipterocarpaceae.
ACUUUUGUUCAAUUUGAUAAUGAGUCAUUAUAUGAGGCAUGGGAAAGAUUUAAGGAAUUGCUUAGGCAAUGUCCAAAUCAUGGUUUACCUGUUUGGCUCCAAGUGCAGACUUUUUAUAAUGGUAUGACUACUUCUAAUCGUUCUAUAAUUGAUGCAACUGCAGGGGGUAAUCUUAUGAAUAAGACAGAGGAGGAUGGUUAUAAGCUGUUAGAUGAAAUGGCCUCUAAUAGCUAUCAAUGGACUAAUGAUAGACCUACCAAAAAGGGAGUUGGUUUACAUAAUGUUGAUGCUUUUACUUCUUUAUCUGCUCAAAUUUCUGCUUUGAAUAAAAAGUUAGAUAAUUUAGGAGCAUCAGCAAUGAGUAUUUCAUCUAAUAGUUGCUGUGAAUUGUGUGGGCAAUUUGGUCAUGCUAGUGUUGAAUGUCAAGUAGGUAAUUCAGUUCAAUCUUCUAAUGAGCAAGCUAAUUUUGUUUCUUCUGGUGGUAGGUCUAAUUUUAAUCCAUACUCCAAUACCUACAAUCCAGGAUGGAGGAGCCAUCCUAAUUUUUCAUGGAGUAAUAAUCAAGUGAGAGCACCACCCGGUUUUCAACAACAAAAUCAACAAGAAAAGAAGCCAAAUUUGGAGGAGUUGGUGCACAAAUUUGUUAGUAGUACAGAAGCACGGUUUCAAAAUCAAGAAAGAAGGUUUCAAAAUCAAGAUGCUGCUAUUCGGAAUAUAGAAACGCAACUUGGACAGAUUGCUGAUAUGGUUUCUGGAAGGAUUCAAGGGGGUUUGCCAAGCAAUAGUGAAAAGAAUCCAAGGGAGCAAUUGAAGGCUAUCACUUUGAGGAGUGGGAAAGAACUUAAAGAGGUAGGACAAUCUAAUGGGAAAGAAGAAGGUGUGGAAGCUAGUGAAUCAAAGCAAGAGGAGGAGCCUAAAAGACUUUUUCAUGAUCCGAAUGUCAAGCCUUAUAAGCCGAAAAUUCCUUUUCCCCAAAGAUUUUUGCAAGCUAAUUUAGACAAGCAGUUUUCUAAAUUUUUAGAGGUGUUUAAAAAGUUACAUAUUAAUAUUCCUCUUAUUGAUGCUAUUUCGCAGAUGCCAAGCUAUGCAAAAUUCUUGAAGGAAAUCCUUGCCAAUAAAAGGAAGUUAGAGGAGUUCGAGAUGGUGAAGUUAAAUGAAGAAUGCUCUGCUAUUCUUCAGAAUAAGUUACCUCCUAAGUUGAAGGAUCCAGGGAGUUUUUCUAUUCCUUGUAUUAUUGGUAAUAUUAAUUUUGAUAAGGCUUUGUGUGAUUUGGGUGCUAGCAUUAAUUUGAUGCCUUUUCAUGUAUUUAGGAAACUUGGAUUAGGAGAACCUACACCUACCACAGUUUCUCUUCAAUUGGCAGAUAGGAGCAUUAAAUAUCCAAGAGGAGUGGUAGAAGAUGUUUUGGUAAAAGUUGACAAAUUUAUUUUUCCUGUUGAUUUUAUUGUUCUUGACAUGGAAGAGGAUUUUGAAAUGCCUUUAAUUCUUGGUAGACCAUUCCUUGCUACUGGUAGAUCGCUUAUUGAUGUUCAACAAGGGAAACUUAGCCUUAGAAUACAUGAUGAGGAGAUUGUUUUUAAUGUGUUUGAUGCUAUGAAAAAUUGUGAUCGUGAUGGUAGUGCUGUUUUAAGGAUUGAUGUGGUAGACACUGUAGUGGCUGAAAAUUUUAAUGCUUCUAGAUUAGAUGAUCCUAUUGAUAAUUGCAUUGUUAAUGCUUUGGAUAUGAAAGUUGAUAAUGCAACAAUAACAUUUUGGAGGCAGCAGCUAUUCUUGGGGAAAAAUGCCAUAGGCAGCCACAAAAAGGAGGGAAUUUUCUGCCCUUAGAUGCACCGUCCACUGUGACAGUCAAGCCAUCCAAAGAGGAGCCCCCUACUCUUGAAUUAAAACCUCUUCCUUCUCAAUUAAAACUAUGAGAUCGAGAGGUAAUUAGCUCACAUGUGGUAGUGGAGGAAGAGAAGAGAGUUAGUAGCUCCCCCUUCUUAAGCUAGAGGUUUCCAUAGAAUUUAAUGCUUAUUAGUUUGUUUAAAAUUACAUAGAGAUAUGAUUAAUUUAGCAAACAAAUGAAGGAUUAGCUUGACUUGAGAAAGCUGGUUAAUUAAUUUAGGGA